Molecule: messenger RNA, 8545 nt
Organism: Cherax quadricarinatus
Lineage: Eukaryota; Metazoa; Arthropoda; Malacostraca; Decapoda; Parastacidae
Gene: Usp7
Product: Ubiquitin-specific protease 7
Biological process (GO): regulation of protein stability; protein deubiquitination
Cellular component (GO): cytosol; nucleus
Molecular function (GO): protein binding; cysteine-type deubiquitinase activity
Source: RefSeq, a predicted model, not a curated record
UUGGUUCCAACACGAUAUGCAAAGAGAAAACACUUAUUGUGAAAUUCAAUCAAUAGAAUGCUAUUCGUUAGAGUUAAAAUUUAAUUUAGGGCCAGAUUAUCAAGACACGAGGCAAAAAUUGGAAAAUUAUACAGUGAAAACUGCGCAAAUAAGAAUAACAGGAGUUAGUAUUGGUUGUUUUAGAAGACUGCAGCCAAGAGUGGAGAAGCAGUUGACAAGUCUUGGUGAAUGGAGCUCUCCACCGGUACCCGAUGUAAUAUAAUUGUGACCCAGGGUGGUUUGUAAACUGGGCUACAAGUUUGUUGUUGGUUGUGGAAGCCUCGCGUCUAUAUGUAUGUGCGGUUGCCCCUGGUGACGGGGGUGGUGGCAAGCUGCAGACAUUGGGCGCAUAGCGAGCAAGCACGCUCUCAAAGUUCCCGUGUCUGGCAAGAACGGCUGUGCUGGUAGUCGUGAUCGCGGCGGCCGUCGAGCCAAUAAGGGUUCUGGAGGAGGAGGAGGGGCAGGAGGAGGAGGAGGCCCCCGUGCCGACCUGGUAGGCCUACCAGCCUCGACCAACCCGCCAGCGCCGCCCGUCAUGAACCACGUCACUGAGCCACCCACCCCUGACAAGGACCUCGAGCUCAUGGAUACCCAGGAAGAGGAAGUGGCAGAAGAGGGUGGAGGGGAUGGAGGAGGCGGAGGUGGAGGCGGAGGUGGUGGGGGUGGUGGUGGAGAUGAUGGAGGAGGGGUAACAAUAGCUGAGGGCGGUGAAGAAGAACAAAUGAAUGGAGAUACACAAGAAGUAUCCUCCUCAACGACACCACAUGACACUGAGAUGGACGAAGAUGAUGCACGCUCAGAAGCAAAAUUUCAGUAUCGUGUUAAAGAUUUCAGCAAGUUGAAGGACACAAUGUUGUCACACCCAUGUUAUGUUCGUAAUUUGCCUUGGAAGAUUAUGGUUAUGCCAAGGACCAGUCAGUCUCAAGAUCGUCAACCUCAACGAUCUCUUGGAUUCUUCCUGCAAUGCAAUGGAGAGUCAGAAUCAACCUCUUGGUCGUGCAAUGCUGUUGCAGAAUUGCGCCUCCUCUCAGUGCGGGAGGGCGUAGCACCAUUUACUCGAAAAAUUCAGCACUUAUUUUACAGUAAAGAGAAUGACUGGGGUUUUUCCCACUUCAUGGCAUGGAAUGAAGUCCUGGACCCAGAGAAAGGAUAUAUCAAAGAUGAUACAAUUACGUUAGAGGUAUGGGUCUCUGCAGAUGCUCCACAUGGUGUGUCAUGGGAUAGUAAAAAACAUACCGGUUAUGUUGGACUCAAGAAUCAGGGUGCCACAUGUUAUAUGAACUCCCUCCUUCAAGUUCUUUAUUUUACAAGCCAGUUAAGAAUGGCUGUUUACAAAAUGCCAACUGAAAGUGACGACUCUACCAAGAGUGUGGCAUUGGCACUUCAGCGAGUGUUCCAUGAACUCCAAACAAGUGACAAACCAGUGGGUACUAAGAAGCUCACCAAAUCCUUUGGUUGGGAGACCUUAGAUUCCUUCAUGCAGCAUGAUGCUCAAGAAUUUUUGAGAGUGCUCUUAGACAAAUUAGAAACCAAAAUGAAGAGUACCUGCGUUGAGGGAGUAAUUCCAAGGUUAUUUGAAGGCAAGACUGUGUCUUACUUCAAGUGUAAACAUGUAGACUACACUUCUUCAAGAACAGAGACCUUUUAUGAUAUCCAGCUAAAUAUAAAAGGAAAGAAAGACAUAUAUGAAUCGUUUAAGGAUUACGUCAGUGUAGAAACAUUGGAAGGUGACAAUAAAUAUGAUGCUGGUGAGCAUGGCCUACAGGAGGCAGACAAGGGUGUCAUAUUCCAGAGCUUUCCACCUGUGCUGCAUCUUCACCUUAUGAGAUUCCAGUACGACCCCAUCACAGAUUCUAAUGUCAAAAUAAAUGACAGAUACGAAUUCCCAGAGAAGUUAAACAUGGACCAGUUCCUGCAGAAACCCGACACUACACCAGCCACUUAUGUUCUUCAUGCAGUUCUGGUUCAUUCAGGAGAUAAUCAUGGAGGUCACUAUGUUGUCUUCAUCAACCCUAAGGGAGAUGGCCGGUGGUGUAAAUUUGAUGACGAUGUUGUAUCGAGGUGCAGUAAACAGGAAGCCAUUGAUCACAAUUUUGGUGGUCAUGAAGAUGACCUCAACCUAACAGUGAAGCACUGUACUAAUGCAUACAUGCUUGUGUACAUAAGAGAGAGUUGUCUCAGAACUGUUCUACAGGAAGUAACAGAGGAGGACAUUCCCCAAGAGCUUAUUGACCGACUACAAGAAGAAAAGCGUAUUGAAAUGAUACGUCGCAAAGAGAGAAAUGAGGCUCAUUUAUAUAUGAAUAUCCAGGUCAUCCUGGAGGAUUCAUUUUCUGGUCAUCAAGGAAAUGACCUUUAUGAUCCAGACAAGGCCAAUUAUAGAAUAUUCAGGGUAAAAAAAAAUGCCACGUUGCAGGAUUUCCUGGAGCAAGUUGCAGAUAGCCUUAAGUACCCCGUCGAGCAAAUUCGACCAUGGCCACUAAAUCUCCGGACAAAUCAAACAAACAGACCCACACUCCUAGACCUUGAAACUGAUCUUCAUAAACCUUUACUUGAGAUUAGUGAUAAUGCUAAUCCUUGGACAGUGUUCAUUGAGACAGUGUCUCCAGAUUCAGGGUUAAAGGCCCUGACGGCAUUCGACAAGGAUUCAGAUGUUCUACUUUUCUUCAAGUAUUAUGACCCACGCCAUAAGCGGUUACACUACUGUGGACACCACUACAUGCACAUCUCCUUUAAUGUCCAAGAGUUGGUACCUCUGUUGAAUGAGCGUGCAGGACUGCCUCAAGGCACAGAAUUAGCACUCUUUGAAGAGAUCAAGCCUAAUCUGGUAGAGCGGCUGGCCGAUCUUGACCGACCAUUAGAAAAGGUGCUCGAUGAGCUGAUGGAUGGAGACAUCAUUGUGUUCCAGCGUGACGACCUCCUGGAUGAUCCCAACCUUGAGCUUCCGUCCUGCCGUGAUUACUUUAGGGACCUCUUCUUCAGGGUGGAGGUAACAUUCUGUGAUAAGACUGUUCCAACAGACCCUGGGUUUAUUAUGGAAUUGUCACAAAGGAUGAAUUAUGAUCAGAUGGCAAGAGCCGUCGCCCACCGUUUAGAUACAGAUCCAUAUCUAUUACAGUUUUUCAAGUCACAGAGCUACCGAGAUGGGCCAGGAAACCCGGUGAGAUGUACCUAUGAAGGAACUCUCAAAGAUAUGCUAGUCUGCAUGAAGCCACGGCAUCCUAAAAAAAUAUACUACCAGCAGCUUAGUAUUAGAAUUAAUGAGCUUGAAAAUAAAAGGCAAUUCAAGUGUAUGUGGCUUGGGGAAAGAAUGAAAGAAGAGCUAGAGUUAGUACUCUAUCCAAAUAAAAAUGGAACAGUAGCUGACCUAUUGCAUGAAGCAAGAAAGCAGGUCACCUUAGCAGAAAAUGGUUCUGGUAAAUUAAGGCUUGUAGAUAUCUCUUCAUAUAAAAUUGCCUCUACACCUCCUGAGAGCAUGAGCUUGGAUAGCCUCAGCACAGCAGGAACCAGAUCUUAUCGAAUAGAGGAAUUGCCAACAGAGGAACUCCACAUCGCAGAUGAUGAAAUGUUAAUACCAGUUGCGCAUUUCCAUAAAGAAAUAUUUUCUACAUUUGGUAUACCAUUCCUCUUCAAAAUAAAACAGGGCGAGCUGUUCUCUCAUGUCAGAGAUCGCAUUCAGAAGAGGCUGGAUGUACCGGAUAAGGAAUUCGAAAAGUAUCGCUUUGCCAUUGUUAUGAUGGGAAGGCCAACUUUCCUUACUGAUGAUGACAUAGUUAAUCUACAAGACUUCAAACCACAUCCAAACCAGACUUCUAUACCUGCAAAACCAUGGUUGGGAUUGGAACAUGUCAACAAGGCUCCAAAACGCUCCCGGUACAACUAUCUAGAAAAGGCCAUCAAGAUAUACAACUGAAAGUCAAGUUACUGGAAUGAGAGCAUCGUAACUGGAGUCAAUAGGCAAACAGGAAGUGGGUGGUGGCUUCCUUGUUCCUGUGUGUGUGGUGUUGCUGCUCUGUGCUGUGUCUCGAUUGGAGUUGGUCUGUCAUCCCCUAACCUUCAGCCUCCUUGUGCAAGUCUACAUGGUGAUCCAGAUUGUCGUAUGUUCAUAUGACAGGUAUCAUGUGAUAAGACUCCAAAGGUCCAUAUCUGUGUACAGUACCAGUGUAUAUGACAGUAAAGCUUGACAUAAGUGCUUCAUAUGCCAAAGUGUGGUACAAGUGGGCAUUGUCGGAGACUUUAGUGUUUUUUAUUAUUAUUAUUUAUUUUUAGAGAAAGCCGAAUCGACAAGGAUGAGCCUUAUUAUAUGCAUUGUGGAGCAUUGCUAUACAAUUCAAGUUACAGAAAAAUUAAGGCAUUUCUUAAUGGUUGUUGUCUGACAUUUUAGAUGGUUUAGGUAUCUGAAUGUGCUUGAAGGCAUUAUUUGACUUGUAGCCACGUUGUUUUAUAAGUCUGUGAUAAGGUAGUAGUAGUAACAGUGGAGGUGAAUGAAUAUGGUGCAUUGCAUUGAACAGCUGAAGUGUGAUGCAAGCUGCAGUUCACAGGCAUAACUGAUCUGAAAGAAGCAGAAAUCCUUGCUGCCAAACUCUAAGCUGAUGUUACAGGUCCUACAAGGUACUAUUGAUGAACAAGUUUAACAGGACCUGUAUUUGUAAUGAGAAAAUAGUGACCUGAACCACGUGUAAAGUUAAGGGGCAGUGGUUACAUACGGCUUUUAUUGAUUGGUGACUUGUGUAUAUGGUGUGUGUUUUCUGGAGUGGUAUGUUCUUACCUUGUUUCAAAGCCUAUGAGAUAUACAGUACUACUUUUCCCUCCUGAGUGUUAUUCUAGGGGAAGCUUCAUGCGCAACCUUUAUGACCUUGUGUAUUGUCAUACCCAGCCAUUUGGCAUUAAGUAAGCUGAUGUAUUCUCACUUCCCAAGAUCUCUUGUGACUAAAUGGCAAUAUCACUAAUUCAUUCAGUUUAACAUGUCAUUGAGGUUUUUUAUUAUACUCUUUGAAAAGCUUCACAUACUAAAUAUGUUUUAAUUGACAAAGUAUAUCUUCAAAUUUGAUGAUAUUCUUCUUAAGAUAAGUAAUGAUGUUUUGCACUAAUUUUAUCCAGGAUGAGGUAGUGUUUACUUUAUAACUAUACAUUAAAAAGAAGCUUAGCAAGCUCGAAUUAUUUGAUUUAAAAAGACACAUGAGCCAACACUAGCGUGUAUUUUUUAGAAAUUUUUUCGGUCCUGGGAUCUUUAUUACGUCUAACAUGCAAAGGGUCAAGAAUGUCAUAGACAUAAAGUAGGGUGUGAGAGACAAUUAGUGACCGGAGGUAAGUGCAUAAUACGAGUGAAGUUUUUGAGAUUGCAUCAGGUAGCCUGUGAGAUCACCUGAGACCAAUGUUGUAAAUUAGGCAGGACUUAACUUGAUCAAGUAUCAUGUAUAUCAGUGUUUUUGACAUAUUGUUGCUACCAGCAUUUUGUUCCAGGGAAUCAAUGAUGGUAAUCGUGGAAGCUUCCAGGCACCUUUGACAUCUAAGGCCAGGCUGAGUGACAAGUUGUGCCUCUUUCCAACUUGUCAAAUGUCUCAGAAUUUCUGUGGAUGACAUGGGUAUUAUUUAGGUCCAUGUUCCAAGCACCUCGAUGAUCACUCAGGUUGAUGUAUAGACUUCUGCUUGUCUUCGCUACGUAUUUCUUGGAAGUGUGUGUCCACAGAAAAUGGUGUAAAGAUGCAGGACUAUACCUUGUAGCAAGGUCCUUGAUAGAGGUUGUAAGCCAUAUUGAUGUUGUUUCUCAUAAGUACCUGUUGGGUAUUCUUGGCAACAUUACCUUGUAGAAGCACUAAGAACUGCUAAGUGGAAUAUUCCAUGGGGAUUUUAAGGAUGGCUUCAGCCUUAAACCUUCAUUCCCAGUUGAAGGAAAAGGGGAAAGAAAGAAGUGUUAAGUCUUCUGUUAUGUAAAUACAAUCCUCAAGAUAACUAAGGGCUAGAGAUAUGACUAGCUCUCAAGAAGAAAUCAGUAAGGACACUGCUUUUGGUGCAGUGUCAUUGUGCAAAUAGAAGUGUAUAAAAUCCUUUUUAGUAGGUUUCAUGUACACUUUGAAAGGAAGGUUGUUGCUGUUGGGUGAACUGCUCAGUAAAACAUUGAGGAAAGGUAGUCUGGCUAAUUUCUGUGGGGUUCCAGUGGGAGCUAUAUAGCUAGCUUCUCAGUUUUGACCUUGUUGAGAAGGGCCUGAAUAUUAAAACAUCUAUGACAGAAUACCAACAUACCUUAGCAAGGAAGCAGUGUUAGCAGUUAGGGUGCUGAAUUUCUCAGUCUCCAAGUUCUCCACGAAUUAGCAAGCUCAGCAUUGAAAGGGUUGCUUAGUGCCAUCCCAAGUUUUUGCUUGUAUCAGUUACCUUGAUACUAUCAAGCCAUUUAUAAAGUUCACAUUGGAACCCAAAAAAGAGGCCAGAUUACCUUUUCCGGAUGUCUUGUGCAGGUCUCUUGACAGCUGCACCCUUAUUUAUGAAGUGUAUAGAAGACCCACCAAAAAGGGAUGAUCUUGUACACUGCUAUUCACAUAAUGAUGCACCAAACUAGGUAUCCUUCGCAUGUCUUCAUCCCCCCCCACCCCCUUUUUUUUUUUUAUUAUUAUUAUUAUUAUUAUCCUCCAUCAACAUCUCACUACAAAGAAUCCUACACCUCUUACUUCCAUGGUAGGCAUCUACACCAUUAUCUGUGGAGACACAUUUUCAAGAAAUAUGUAGGGGGAGAGGCAGAAGUCUACAUAUCCACUUUAGUGAACAUCAAUGCACCUGCAACAGGGAUGACUUAAGCAACACCAAUGUCCUCCCAUAGUAAACCCAACAGGACAGUUGAUGAGUUGGUAAGAAGCAUAGCUCACCAUCACUGAAAUCAAUUAUUGCCAUCAGAGACAAUGGAACAAAAAGCUGGAAAGUUUAAACCCAUAAAAAACUCAGAUAUACAUGAUAUUUGAAAGGUGAAGCCCCUCCCACCUCAAAACAUAGGAAUCAGGUGACCCCUGGGCUACUUGAUGCCAUCUCAAAAACCUCAUUCGUACUAAUAAUGUGACCUAGUGUUUGUUUGCGUGUCUUUUUAAACCAAUUCUCAGUAUCUAUUACCAAGGCUUAUUGUACCUUGAAUUUUUUGUUAGCUGGUUUUAUGAGUUAUUGCAAUAUGUGACUGUUAACCAUAAUGAAUUCCUAUGCAACUGAAAGGGUAGUUUUGUUGCAAUAUAAUAGUUUUUGUACUUUUUUUUUUAUGGUUGAGCAUGGUAAAAUAAAUGAGCAAAAUUUUACUGCUGUAAUAUGGUUAUUUAUUUGUAAUAGCUUCAUGUUUUUUAAAACUUGUGUAUAAAAAUGUGCACGCUACUAUGUUUGUCUCAAAAAGUCCAGUUGUAUAUCUUAUAAAUAUGCAGUAUAUAUUUAUAUUUAUAAAAAAAAAAGUUUAUGGUAGGUUAGAGGGCUGGGAGCACUGCAUCGAUGAAUAUGGAGGACAUCACACCAGCACAUCACCACCACCACCACUACUGCCGCUGCCACCAUCACCACCACCACCACCACCCACAAGUUUCCUUCUGCACUGUGACUGUGAUACUACUCCGGCAGUGAUCCAUUUUGUACCAGGCACCAGUUGCACUUUGGUAUUCACUCGUAAUGGAUCAGUCAAGUAAUCCUUCAACACACUUAUUAUGCAGCAUGAGAAUUGUACAGUUGUGGGCAGAAAUUCACCUUAAACUUUUGUGAUUGCUUCUUAAACAGUGAUCUUCAUUUUAUAAUUUAUUCAUUAUCUGGUACUGAAUCAUUAAAUAAAAGAAUUAUAUUUAGUGAUGAAGUAUGUAAAUCAAUGCAGUGUAUAUUGUUAGAUGAAUAUUUUGUACUAUACAUGACCCAUGCUGUUACAGGAUUUGACAACUGUGAAUGGUUAAGUGUAACUGUUGCCUCACUUUAAAGGGAUGUUGACUUAUUGUGGUCAUCAUUAACAAAGUAUCUGACUUUGGAAACUUUUUAUUUAAUUCUUUAUCGGUGCACUCCAUACGAAAUUAUUUUGUAUAUAAGUAAUAUUCAGCCACAAGCAGCUGCAUCCCCACUGUUGGAUGAAUAAAUGGCAGUUAACAUCCCUGGUGCCUCCCAUGAUGAGAUUGAGUAGAUGCAGACUAAAUGGUAAGAUUGGCUAAUCAACAGCUACCUGCAUGUGAGCUGUAUUGGGGAGCCAGAACAGAGGGGCACUACAUGCACUACCAUUAUAAGGGAGGGAUCUGCCACUAGGUAAAGUUUUCCUUUUAGCCCUCCCCUAUAUUUCUAGCCUUUCAUAUUCUGUACAGUUGAUAUAUUUAGUUAUAUUUUACGGGUGUCCAUAUUAAAAGUUUUACAGAACAUGCUUUAUUGCAACAUAGGUGAGCAACGUAAUGAGUGAGUGUUAUGGUCUAACCUGUACCAUUGCUUCACGGACACUUUUUAGCCAGACACAAUCUGUACUUCUGUUAAUAAAUCAAUCAUAAGUAAUAAUAUGUAAAAAGAUUCACCUUAA